Molecule: messenger RNA, 1093 nt
Organism: Anopheles cruzii
Lineage: Eukaryota; Metazoa; Arthropoda; Insecta; Diptera; Culicidae
Product: protein EFR3 homolog cmp44E-like
Exons: 2
Biological process (GO): protein localization to plasma membrane
Cellular component (GO): plasma membrane
Source: RefSeq, a predicted model, not a curated record
AAAAAGGGGUAGUUCAUUAAACUAUUUCGUCCAUCGUGAACGUAUCAGCUGACGAUGUCGAUGAUUAAAUGCUGUUUCGAGCCGCUGGAAAUGCCGGAGUUCCUGGACUCCUUCGUAAAGAAAUGCACCGAAGGCUGUUGUUGCGGCUGCUGUUCUGCCCUGCGGCCCCGUUACAAACGGCUGGUGGACAAUAUCUUUCCGGCGAAUCCGGAAGAUGGGCUGGUGAAGUCGAACAUGGAGAAGCUCACCUUCUACUCGCUCCGCUCGCCGGAAAAGCUCGACCGCAUCGGCGAGUACCUGUACCAGCGGGCCUCGAAGGACAUUUACCGGAAGCGCUACAAGUUCGUCGAGAUCGCGAUGGAGGCGAUGGAUCUGCUGCUGAUGGCUUGCCACGCGCAGAUACUGAACCUGUUCGUCGAAUCGUUCUUGCGCAUGGUGCAGAAGCUGCUCGAGGACACUAACCCGACGCUGCAGAUAAUGGCCACGAACUCGUUCGUUCGGUUUGCCAACAUCGAAGAGGACACUCCGUCCUAUCACCGGCGGUACGACUUUUUCAUCUCCAAGUUUUCCUCCAUGUGUUACGGCAACAACGACGACGAGGAGCUACGCGACAGCAUCCGAAUGGCGGGCAUCAAGGGUUUGCAGGGUGUGAUCCGGAAGACGGUUUCGGACGAUCUGGUGGCAAACAUCUGGGAGAAGCAGCACAUGGAGAAGAUCGUCCCCUCGCUGCUGUUCAACAUGCAGUCCGGCCCGUCCAAGUCGACGGAUGCCGAAGCGACCCCUUCGACGCCGCCACUGUUGGCCGAAGCCGUGCUGCGUGAGCUCGUGAGCCGUGCCUCGUUCGGACAUAUCAAAUCGGUCCUGAAGCCGCUCUUGACGCAUCUGGACCAUCACAAGCUGUGGGUGCCGAAUCGGUUCGCCAUCGACACGUUCCGCAUCGUUAUGAUCUCGAUUCAGCCGCAGUAUUCGUACACCGUCGUCGAGACGCUCAUGUCGCAUCUCGAUCAAAACCUAACCUCGUCGCCCAAAACGCGCACCUCGUUGGCGGUGGUCCUCUCGAAGAUUAUUGCCAUCGCGGCGGGCGAGAGCGUCG